UAUUAGAUUUCAUGUCAGCGCUCCUCUUGCGAUGAAGGUUAAACCCUUGACGCCAGUGAAUGUUCAUGUAGUCCUCCAUGGAGGAUUCAAAUGAAUGAAAAUCUCUAGGACUUUAGCCUUAAGAUAUUUUUAGAGGAGUAAAUUUUGUUGCGAAUCAACCGAUAGGCUUAAAGCAUACGCUUUCUUGGAGUUGUAUUUUGCUUAAUUCUCUUACUCGUGGUGCAAAAAAUGCCUUACACUUUGAUAACCUUUGCAAUGUUGCCCUAAGAACGUUCUAUUUGUCUUUUUUUAUUUUUCAGUUUCCCAAAAAAAAAAAAAAAAAGGCGAAAUAACCAAGUGAAGAGAACAGGUGUCCUGACGGUGGUGCUACAUUUCAUCACCAAAUAGCAAAGUUGGAGCAGCACACACUCAUGCAGGAAAAUCCAAAAAUCCUUCCAUCCGUCACUAGUACAAGAGCUUGCCACCAACACGUGCCCUCCUUACAUGUAAUGAUAUUGUUGCUGAAGUUGAUCAUCAUCUCUGCCACUACCACUGCCCACCCAUCGGUUACAAAACAAAAAAGAAACAAAGCUGUUGUGUGUUUAACAAGGGUUAAUCAAGGCUGUUUGGUGAACCGAACCGAUGGAUUUGUUUAAUUCGGUGUUGAAUUGGGUGGUGCCACCGGCAAGUUUAGUGAUGCUGGCGUUUGCUUGGCCAGCGUUGACCUUCAUCAGUGGUUGUGAGUGGCUUUACAAUUUGUUCAACAGUGAAAUUGUCGAAGAUAAGGUGGUUAUAAUUACAGGAGCUUCUUCUGGCAUAGGAGAGCAAAUUGCAUACGAAUAUGCAAAGAGGAGGGCGAAUAUUGUACUAGUGGCACGAAGAGAGAACAGACUGCGAGUGAUCAGUGAGAAUGCAAGGCUUAUAGGUGCAAAGCAUGUCAUGAUUAUAGCUGCAGACGUUGUCAAGGAAGAGGAAUGCAGGAGAUUUAUCAGUGAAACAAUAAGCUUCCAUGGCCGAGUGGAUCACCUUGUAAAUACAGUAAGUCUAGGACACACAUUCUACUUCGAGGAAGUUACAGACACGUCUGUCUUUCCCCAUUUGUUGGAUAUAAAUUUCUGGGGGAAUGUAUAUCCAACGUAUGUUGCUCUUCCUUACCUACGUCGAACCAAUGGAAAGAUCAUUGUUAAUGCAUCAGUUGAGAGCUGGUUACCUCUACCGAGAAUGAGUUUAUAUGCUGCAGCAAAGGCAGCUCUGGUUAACUUUUAUGAGACCUUGAGAUUAGAAGUAAACCAUGAGGUAGGGAUAACAAUUGCAACUCACGGAUGGAUUGAAAGUGAGAUGACAAGAGGCAAGUUCAUGCUAGAGGAAGGCGCCGAAAUGCAAUGGAAAGAAGAAAGGGAGGUACAUGUGAUCGGUGGUCCUGUUGAAGAUUUUGCCAGGUUGAUUGUAGCUGGGGCUUGUCGAGGAGAUUCGUACGUUAAGUAUCCAAGCUGGUAUGACAUAUUCCUGCUGUACAGGGUGUUUGUGCCUAACACCCUGCAUUGGACAUUCCGCCUCAUUCUUCCAACGCACGGUGGAAGGAGGACUUCCCUUGUGGGCACCGGGAGGCCUAUUUCUGAAGGCUAUGGAAGGCCUUUGUUGGAAGGCACUCCUCCAAGGAGAUUUGUUGGUCCCAACACAAUUUCCCAACAGAGUCCCUCGCGUCCGCUAAAAAUGGAAUGAAAUUUAUAGCAUUUAUGGGAAAGUAGCUAUGUUAGUAGCCUCUUAUAAGAAAUUAUGGUUGUUGAACUUAUGUUUUAGCCGCGCGCGGAGAUUUUGAACUGUUAAACAAAGUUAUUGCAUUCGAUAUGUAGUUCAUGUAAUAAUCCCUUCGGUGUUAGUAAAUUUCAUAGAGAA
Messenger RNA from Pyrus x bretschneideri (Chinese white pear), 1875 nucleotides. Its product is annotated as 11-beta-hydroxysteroid dehydrogenase B. The record is from RefSeq and is a predicted model, not a curated record. Gene Ontology annotation, molecular function: oxidoreductase activity. Bases 622 to 1701 code for a protein of 359 amino acids. NCBI's taxonomy places the organism in Eukaryota, Viridiplantae, Streptophyta, Magnoliopsida, Rosales, Rosaceae. The transcript has 7 exons.